Molecule: messenger RNA, 2819 nt
Organism: Acromyrmex echinatior (Panamanian leafcutter ant)
Lineage: Eukaryota; Metazoa; Arthropoda; Insecta; Hymenoptera; Formicidae
Product: sister chromatid cohesion protein DCC1
Biological process (GO): maintenance of mitotic sister chromatid cohesion; mitotic sister chromatid cohesion
Cellular component (GO): Ctf18 RFC-like complex; chromatin; chromosome, centromeric region
Source: RefSeq, a predicted model, not a curated record
UAACAAGUUCCAGUUUUGCAUAAGUAUACCAUUAAUAGCUCAUCAAUGCAUUUUGCAGCAAUGUAUUCAUAUAUACGGUGCAUUUAACAAAACCGUAAUCGAAUACUUUGUACAGUUUGUAGCAGGGUUGCCAGAUUUUUGCCGGGUGUCGAUGAAAGGAUAAUUUACACUGGUGUAAGAAUUGACCAAUCACAGUUGGAAAUAAGGGGAAAAUAAUCGAUUAUUGAUCAAUUUUUACAAUUACGGCAUAAGUUAACAUUACAAAUUACGGCCUAUAUAAAUGAUUCUUAAGCCUUUAUCGCCUAAAAGUCGCCCAACUGGAACAUGCUUUCUAAAAAAAAAAAAGUAGGAAACAAUUAUACUCAUAUAUUCAUAAUUACACUCGAUUUAUCCUUGUUGUCCCAAUGUUAAACAAGGAUAAAAUGAUAUAAGGGCACGUUUCUGAACGCAACCUUGCCACAGACUUCUAUUAUAAAGGCCUGCGCAUACAUCAAAUAUUGGAAACAGGAGUAAAUAUUAAGAUUUCAACCUAUCAGAUACCAAUUACACCGGAAUACGGUUCCUGAUAGAUUGAAAUCUUAAUAUUUAUUCUUAUUCCUAAUAUUUUCUCCAUUGUGCGUAGGGCUAACAACCCUAGACCACUGACUCGUCCCUUUAACACAGGGUCUACAAUAGAAUAUUGUCGUAGGAAAAUCGUACUUAAAUCGUAGAAAAUUAAUCAAUUACAGUCAAAUAUGAAAAUAAUAAUCAAUUAUGAUUGAUCAAUUUUCUAUGACUUAAGACUUUAUGACUGUCACGAUUUUUAUUGUAGAUAAACUGUUGUAAAUAAACUCGACUUAAAGCCCUAAACACAAUGUGAAAGCAACAGCGAUAGCGAUAGGAACAGAGAAAUCCAACAUAUGCAUUUCUGUAUGUUAGAUUCUUCUAUUGCUAUCGCUAUUACUAUCGCUAUUUCUAUCGCUAUUGCUGUUGCCUUCGCAUUGUGUUUAGAGCUACUGUUGCCAAAAUAUACGUAUUAUGUGCGCAGAAUAAGUACAUUUGCAUAUUGCGCAUACUUUCUGUAUACUUUUGAACCAAUCACAGAAACGCUAGAUCACCUGACCUGUUGGCAUUUCUUUCUGUGUGUGAUCUUAUAGCAUUUUUCGUUGGCAAAAGCAUUCUAGUGCGUACUUAGUGCACAUUAAAGCUAUUACACUAUUCAAAUCUAAAUGUACAAUAUAAGUGAGAUAUCUCAAUUAGUAAAAUGCCCAAUGUGUAUUUUAUCAAAUAGCACAAAAAAUGUAUUAAAUAUUUUGCAGUUCAAUUCUGUAUUUCUAUUAAACGUACAUCUUUAUGUCGAUUUGUGUACAAUGGCUUUAAAGUGCACUGAAUGCGCACUAGUUCUGCUAAUGCACUCUAAACGCUAUCAUUGUACUCAUCUACUGUGUGCAGGCAACACUUUUAAGGAAAAGUGGGAAGUUAGCAGUUUAGUGUAAUAAUCCCGUCUCCUUCAUAAUUACCUGAACUUCAUAUGGAGUCUGCCGGUCUGUUGACGAAAUCGGCCGAUAAACGGAACAUUCAUGUCAAGGAGAAUGUUUGCGAAAUCUUGGAAUUGGCUGGGAUUAAAGAGUCUGAUUUAAAUACCGUGACACAAUGUCUAUAUUCCAUGCAAGAUCAUCAAGUCAAUGACAUGAUAUUGUUGGAAGUAGAUGAGGAUAUAUUAAAGAGACUAAACCAGGGAGAUGCAAUAUCAUUUCGCGGUAAUAAACAUGACAAUGCUAUGCUAUGUACACAAACUUGUACCUAUGAGGUCAGAGAGGCAGAGAUAUCCAAUUCAUGGUUGUUGGUACCAAACCUAAAGCUGGGUAAGACAACAGAUAUCGAAAAAGUUGCAGAAAGAACUAUAGAAAAACAUAAUGUAAAGAAGAUAUUUAACUUAUACUACGAGGUAAAAGAAACCAAACCUGAUCUGAUACGUUUAUCGAGUCUACUUAAAUCUUCUUCUUUCAAUGGAUUGGAAUACGAAUCUACUAUAGAUCGAAAUGUAUUAUACAGUUGGGAAAGAUUACAAAAUGAAUUACAAGCUAGUGAUCAAGAGUUAAAACAGGCUCUAUCAGAUUUCUUAAUAGCUGAAAUAGAUGGUUAUUUGCGUCUCAUAUCAUUUGACAUAGAAGCAAGAAGCUUAGAUCUGAUAUUGGAUUAUUUUGAAAGACAAUCUUGGGAAUUCGAUGAAGUAGAUAAAGAGAAUACUUGUGAAUUUUUAAAGGAACUUAUUUAUGAACCAGUAUUUGAUGUUAUAUUCAAAAGGUAUGCAGAACCAAGCACAAAGACAAAGGAUGACGGAAGUCCAUUAUAUAGGUUUAACGAAGAAAAAUGCUGUACAGUGAUAGCAAAAGUUCUUCUUGCUACUUCUCCUGUUACCGAAUAUAAAGAAUUUAUGAAAACAUGGAACAUUGGAACUCCUGAAAAAAUGCAGCCAAGAGAAGAAUAUUUACAUGGAUCAGCUCUUAUAAUGUAUAAUACUUCAAAAGUACAGAAGGAAGUCAUAUCUUGUCCAGAGGCAGACUUACCCAAUAACAUUCACGAUAGACUUAAUGAACUUUUUGAAAUUAAAGCUAAAUGGACUGUUGAAGAGAUAACACCUUAUAUUAUUCGUUUUACAAAAGGUAUAACGAAUGUUAAUGCACUUUUAACAAAGUAUGCCAGAUGUUCGACAAAAAAUGGGAUAAAAUAUUAUGGGUCAAAACAUGGCAAGUGAUAUAGUGAUUACAUUUGUGGUAUGCAUUUAAUCGUCUUAUAAUAAAUAUUGAUAUACAUAUGUUCUUGAUUUAUUAUAUUGA